GCCCAGCCCAGAACCGCGGGCGGUGCGGACUGAGCGGGCCGGGUGCAGGCGCGGAGCUGGGCCUCUGCGCCCCGCCCGACCUCCGUCUAUAAAUAGAGCAGCCAGUUGCAGGGCUCCAGCGCGCUUUCCAACUUCCUGACUGCUUGUUCGCCUCACCGGUGGGAGCUCCAGCAUCUCCUUUGCUCGAAAUGGACCCCAACUGCUCCUGCGCCACUGGUGUCUCCUGCGCCUGCGCCGGCUCCUGCAAGUGCAAAGAGUGCAAAUGCACCUCCUGCAAGAAGAGCUGCUGCUCCUGCUGCCCCAUGGGCUGUGCCAAGUGUGCCCAGGGGUGUGUCUGCAAAGGGGUGUCGGAGAAGUGCAGCUGCUGUGCCUGAUGUGGGGACAGCUCUCCUCCCAGAUGUAAAAAGAGCAACCUGCACAACCUGGAUUUUUUUUUAAUACAACCCUGAGCUAUUUGUUGCAUUUCAUUUUGUAUUAAACAUGUGAAUGACAAUAAAACAAUUUUGACUUGAA
Molecule: messenger RNA, 513 nt
Organism: Pongo pygmaeus (Bornean orangutan)
Lineage: Eukaryota; Metazoa; Chordata; Mammalia; Primates; Hominidae
Product: metallothionein-1E-like
Exons: 3
Coding region: 189-374 (61 amino acids)
Biological process (GO): cellular response to cadmium ion; cellular response to copper ion; cellular response to zinc ion
Cellular component (GO): cytoplasm; nucleus
Molecular function (GO): metal ion binding
Source: RefSeq, a predicted model, not a curated record